Nematolebias whitei (Rio pearlfish) is the source of this 953-nucleotide messenger RNA. RefSeq names its product complement component 1, q subcomponent-like 4 (gene c1ql4a). The transcript is spliced from 2 exons. The record is from RefSeq and is a predicted model, not a curated record. Lineage: Eukaryota; Metazoa; Chordata; Actinopteri; Cyprinodontiformes; Rivulidae. Gene Ontology annotation, molecular function: protein binding. The coding region runs from base 16 to 741 and encodes 241 amino acids.
GCUGUUGGUGUGGCCAUGGUUCUAAUACUGUUGGUGGCCAUUCCCCUGCUGGUCCACACAACCAAAGGGGGCACCACUGGAAGUACGGGGAGCCAUUAUGAGAUGCUUGGAAGCUGCAGGAUGGUGUGCGACCCCUACGCUACUUCACAGCCAGGUCAAGAGCUGACAGCUGUGUCCCCACCCCCGCAGGAUUACACUGGAAAGAGGAUGAAGCCUGGACUACGAGGACCUCCGGGGAUCCCUGGCCCUCCAGGAGAGCGGGGACCCCCUGGAGAGCCAGGCAAAGCUGGGCCGCAGGGGCCACCUGGACCAGGCCCUGGAGGCUAUUCUCCUGCAAUCUACAUUCCCAAAAUUGCAUUCUAUGCAGGGCUUCGUAAGCAGCACGAGGGCAACGAAAUACUGAAAUUUGAUGAUGUGGUGACCAAUGUAGGGAACUACUACGAGCCCAGCACUGGCAAGUUCACCUGCCCCCUGCCUGGCAUCUAUUUUUUCACCUACCAUGUUCUAAUGAGAGGUGGUGAUGGGACUAGCAUGUGGGCAGACCUGAGGAAGAAUGGACUGGUGAGAGCAAGCGCCAUCGCUCAGGAUGCAGAUCAGAAUUACGACUACGCCUCUAACAGCGUCAUCCUGCAUUUGGACGUAGGUGACGAGGUGUGCGUGCAGCUGGAUGGAGGGAAGGUCCACGGAGGAAACCAGAACAAGUACAGCACCUUCUCCGGCUUCCUCAUCUACCCAGACUGAUUUGAAUUUGCAAAGAGUGAGGAACAAAACAACAACAUACAAACACACAAAGUGACACUCCAACAGAUAUGUACAGUAUGCAAAUGAAUGCACAUAACAUGGACACACAUGCAUGCAUUCAAGCAAACACACUCACACACACACAUUUGCACAGAGAUACCACAAGAUUGUUUCAAAGGAUUGAAUAAACAUGAGGUGUGAACCAAAUUACC